AUGGGUAAAACCGAAUUAGGGUUUCUAUCUGAGUUUUAUUUUGGGGUGGAGGAGAUCCAGCCUGGCACGAGCGGCUAAACCCUGACCGUCAAGGUCGUCACCACCAAUCUGGUCGAGAGGUCACCUCCAAGAAUGGCGGUGCUCUCCUCUCUCUCGUCUCUCCCUCUUCAGCCCCCUCGCAUCACUGAGUGCCUCGUUAGCGAUGAGACUGGAACCAUUGUCUUCACUGCUCGCAAUGACCAAGUUGACAUUAUGAAGCCUAGUACCACUGUGAUUCCACGCAAUACAAAGAUUGACAUGUUCAUCAAAGGCACUAUGAGGCUUGCAGUUGAUAAAUGGGGUUGUGUUGAAGUCACAGAACCAGCCAGCUUUGAAGUUAAAGAGGUCAACAAUCUUUCUCUUGUCGAGUAUGAAUUACUUAGUGUUGCUGAAUGA
Messenger RNA from Rosa chinensis, 435 nucleotides. RefSeq lists its product as uncharacterized. NCBI's taxonomy places the organism in Eukaryota, Viridiplantae, Streptophyta, Magnoliopsida, Rosales, Rosaceae. The record is from RefSeq and is a predicted model, not a curated record.